This is a messenger RNA of Amborella trichopoda, 936 nucleotides long. Lineage: Eukaryota; Viridiplantae; Streptophyta; Magnoliopsida; Amborellales; Amborellaceae. The record is from RefSeq and is a predicted model, not a curated record.
AUGGCGCACAAGAGCUGCUGCGCCAACAAAGUCGGUCCAUUUGGCAGCUUCAAUGCCCUCGGUAAAAGGGCAAUAUCGCGGCUCCGUGAAAUGGAAGGUUGGCCAAAACUAUCUCUAGCGGCUGCGCCCUUUGCCAAGUUGUGCUACCGGCUUAGCAGGCCAACCUACGUAAGCAUAUAUUUUAUGAAAAUAUAUACACCUUUAGAACAAUUUUCUAUUAUCUCUUUAGUUCCGUUACAUUUUGGCAACUUAUAUUUGUCUUUUACAAACUCUUCAUUAUUUCUUCUUUUGACUACUGGGCUUUUAUAUAUCUUGUUCAACAUGGUAACAAAGGGAGGAGGAUACCUUAUACCUUCUCCUUGGCAGUCUUUUGUUGAAAUGAUAUAUGAAUUUGUUGUAAGUCUGGUAGAUGAACAGAUUGGAUCUCAAGGUCAAAAAGACUUUCCACUCAUCUUUACAAUUCAAGUGUUUUUAUUGUUUACUAAUAUAAUUGGAAUGGUACCAUACAGUUUUACUGCUACUAGUCAUUUAAUAGUUACUUUUGGCCUCUCUCUAUCACUUUUUAUAGGAAGAACUAUCUACGGAUUCCAAACACAUGGUCUUCAUUUAUUUAGUUAUUUAUUGCCGAAAGGGGCUCCUUUGGCCCUGGCUCCAUUGUUAGUAGUUUUAGAGCUCGUAUCCUACUGUUUUCGAGCUGUUAGCUUAGGGGUCCGAUUAUUUGCGAACAUGAUGGCUGGACACACAGUAGUUCAAAUUUUAAGUGGCUUUGCAUGGACCAUGCUUUCUAUUGGUGGUAUAUUAACAAUAGCUUCCACGAUACCUUUUGGGAUUGUUUUCGCCUUGACAGGUUUAGAGAUCGGUGUUGCUUGCUUACAAGCAUACGUGUUUACAAUAUUGACUUGCAUUUCUCUUAAUGAUGCUAUAACCCUUCACUAA